This is a messenger RNA of Angiostrongylus costaricensis, 567 nucleotides long. Lineage: Eukaryota; Metazoa; Nematoda; Chromadorea; Rhabditida; Metastrongylidae. The record is from the annotation of a GenBank genome assembly.
UUAAAAACUGUAUCACCGAUGACAAAUGCUCAUAACGUCUUUCCAAGAGAUCGAUUCUCAUACUCCUCUACAAUCCUAGUUGAUUCGUGCUCUAACGAAUUCUUCGAGUGUUUUCAGCUUGAUGACCACAAUAUCGAUCGCUAUAUGUUUUAUCAACCAUUCUACUGGCCUACAUAUCGCUACGCGGCACGUCGAGCACUCUAUGUCGAUCCGAUUCCACAUAGUCUUGGAUUUGAGUACCCCGAUUACUGGCUAGUCUUUUUCUUAUCGACUAGAGCGAGUCGCUACAAGUGGUAUACUGACUGGUUGAAUCCCACUUAUUGGCGUCGCUAUCGCGAUCCCAAUUACGAUCGACCGCUGUGGAAUAGCUGGCGACCGUGGCAGAUGGAUAGGUCAAAUAUUAAACGAGCUAUUGAUAUGUAUCGUAAUGGUCUGAUUGACUUUAAAACGCUAGACGAUAAGUGGAUCACACCGACUGCGUAUGGCCGACAUGGAAAGGACUGGUCAGAUGUUUACCUUCCCGCUGCUCGCUAUGGUGCUCAUCGCUACUUCUAUGCUUUCUUCUAA